Molecule: messenger RNA, 2071 nt
Organism: Stegodyphus dumicola
Lineage: Eukaryota; Metazoa; Arthropoda; Arachnida; Araneae; Eresidae
Product: succinyl-CoA:glutarate CoA-transferase
Cellular component (GO): mitochondrion
Molecular function (GO): succinate-hydroxymethylglutarate CoA-transferase activity
Source: RefSeq, a predicted model, not a curated record
GAAGAAACUAAAACAAACGUUUAAAUCUAAACUUAAGUUUUCGCUCUGCGGGCAGAAAGAUGGAACGGAUACGUAACAACUCCUUGCGAAACACAUCUGUUUACCUGAUCAGCUUAAUAUACAUGGUGUUGCUAUCUUAAUAAAUUUCAUUCUUCAAAAAGUCAUUUCAUCAAAAAGACGUCAAAAUGCAUUCUUUUGUAGUUAAACUUUGUACAUAUGGGAUGAAUUUUCUUAAAAUUUCUCACAGAUUUUCUUCAGGUAAUAUUCAGAAUGUGCAGUUUGAUGGUCCUCUCUCAGGUAUACGUAUUUUGGAUUUGACACGCAUUUUAGCAGGACCUUUCUGCACUAUGAUCUUGGGUGACUUAGGAGCUGAAGUUAUUAAAGUAGAAAAUCCAGAUGGUGGUGAUGAAACAAGAAAUUGGGGCCCACCUUUUCUGAAUGGAGAAAGUGCCUACUUCAUGUCAGUUAACAGGAACAAAAAGAGUAUUGCUAUAAACAUGAAAACACCUCAGGGCAGAGAUUUGAUAAAAAAGUUGGCAAUGGAAAGUGAUGUUCUAGUAGAAAAUUUUGUACCUGGCAAAUUAUCUUCCUUUAAGUUAGAUUUUGAAAGCUUGCAUCCUGUUGCACCUCAUUUAGUAUAUUGUUCCAUUACUGGUUAUGGAGCUUCUGGGCCUUACCAUGACCGUGCUGGAUAUGAUGUCAUAGCUGCAUCUGUUGGUGGUUUACUGAAUAUUACAGGUCCAGAAAAUGGAGAACCUUGUAAAGUUGGGGUUGCUGUGACAGACCUGGCUACAGGUUUAUAUGCUCAUGGGGCUAUUAUAGCUGCUUUAUUACAAAGACUGAAGACAGGGAAAGGGCAAAAGAUCGAUUGUAACCUUUUAUCAACACAAGUGUCAUUACUAGCUAAUAUUGGAUCAAAUUACCUCAUUGCGGGACAGGAGGCAAAGCGCUGGGGAACUAGUCAUGAAAGUAUUGUUCCAUAUCAAACAUUUCAAACUAAGAAUGGUUUUAUUACAGUUGGAGCUGGUAGUAACAAACAGUUCAAGGUAUUAUGUGAACGUCUGAAUGUCAAACAUUUUGCAGAUGAUCCUCUGUUUCAAACAAAUAAAGACAGAGUGAAGAAUAGAAAGCUUCUGAUAUCAAAGCUGACAGAAAUUUUUUUAAGCAAUUCUACACAAUAUUGGCUGAAGAGUUUUGAAGGAAGUGGAAUCCCAUAUGGACCAGUAAACAAUAUGGAAGGUGUUUUCAAUGAUCCACAAGUAUUACAUAAUGAGAUGGUGAUUGAUAUGAUGCAUUCUCGUGCAGGCAAAAUUAAAUUAACAGGUCCAGCAGUUAAAUACAGCAGCUGCAGCAAUAAAGUGAAGUCUGCACCUCCAGUUUUAGCUGAGCAUACAGAUGUGAUACUAUCCGAAAUACUUUCUUAUUCAAAAGAAGAAAUACAUAAUUUGCGGUUAUCAAAAGCAAUUUUAUAAUCAAGAAUAGAAUUUGAUUUUACAUUACAUAAUUAAUGAAAUUAGAAGUAAACUGAAAGGUUACUUCCUUUAUUUUUUAAAAUACUAAUAAUACUGUAGUUGAGAAUUUUGUAAAAAAAAAUUCUUAUUUUAAAACUUUUUUAAUCACUCAAAAUAUUAAAUUAUUUCUUCUUUAAAUCAACCAUUACUAUCUGAUGAUAGUCUUAAAAACUAAUUUUCCUUAAAUGUAACUGUUAAACUUUGAUUAAUGUAAUAGUAAAGUUUAACUGUGAUUAAAUAUGUAUAUAAUGUAAAAAAUUAAUAUUAUUUUAAUAUUGUGCAAUUAUGAAGUUAAAAUUCUGAUUAUAUUAAAAAUAUCUAAAAUGCCUAUUACUAUCUAGAAGACUAAUACUUUGUAACAAGUAAUUCAUAUAUAAGAAUAUAAGUGAUGUGUGAACUUGAAAAGUACAUUAUAUAUUUUUAAAAAUUAAGUAUAUAUAUUAAUAUUUAUUAAUUAUUUAAGUUAUUUAAAUAUUUAAAAAGUACAUAUAUUUCUCUAAUAAAGAGUAAUUUAAAUGCAUGUAACGUGUUGUUAAUAUUUAACCUAUACUUCAAUAAAG